Phytophthora nicotianae INRA-310 is the source of this 776-nucleotide messenger RNA. RefSeq lists its product as hypothetical. Gene Ontology annotation, cellular component: mitochondrial large ribosomal subunit. The coding region runs from base 124 to 444 and encodes 106 amino acids. NCBI's taxonomy places the organism in Eukaryota, Oomycota, Peronosporomycetes, Peronosporales, Peronosporaceae. The transcript is spliced from 4 exons. The record is from RefSeq and is a predicted model, not a curated record.
GAAACUGAAACCUGAUGUGCUUGCAAAAUCUAUAUGGUUCAUCUCACAGAAAACGGGGUGCACUACUGUACUUUAGCGGAAGACGUGAAUUGAGAGGUGGUGAUAGUCCAACAAGCAGCAGGGAUGGCGGCGCGCAACGUGGUUCGUUUCCUCAAGUCGGCCAAGGUGUCCUUCUCCAGCUUCGACCGACGGGCAACUGGUGCCUGUGAAUUCUACAGACAGCUGACAGCGGAGAAGACACGCAAGGUGAACCCUAAGGCGGAAAUCGUCUACCAGACGUCGCUGACGGGCUCGGCGCCCACGAUCAAGCUGGACUUUAUCAACGGCAGCAAGCACUUGAUGGAGGUACCCGACAAGAACGUGCGCGAGAUCUUCGAGGAGGUGGAUUUCCACUGCUCUCAGAUCGAGACCGAGUACGAGAAGCAGGGCAAGACCAUCGAAUAGACAGUCAGCAGACAGAAGCACGUGCAACGGUAGGCAGGCUCAUGCUCCUCGAGUUUCAUUCAAGCAGCAGACAAUACAUACAAGGAGCAGAUGAGUUUGCGACCGUUGAAGCAUUUGUUGCGUUGGCUUGCAUGUUUGAUUGAGCAUUAAAUAGCUUAGUGCGAUUAUUGCGGAUCCACAAGUGCGAUUUCUGCCUGCACUUCCUCGUCAAAAUUGGGUUGUGAGCUGUACAAAUUCAGAGUCUUGGCGCGCUCCAACGAAAACUUCAGCAGAUGCUCUCUACACGUGCGGCUUGAGCCUGAGCAAACACACAUCAUACACAGUGUUCACAU